ACCCUCCUUGCCCACCGCGGGCCCGCCGCUCUUUUCUACCGACACUCCUUCGCCCGAGGUCGCCAUGUUUCCCUCCCUCCUCACCUCCGUCGCCUUCGUGGCCGCGCUCGCGUCCGGCGCGUCUGCUCAUGUCUCGAUCUGGCACCCGUCUAUGUAUGGGUUCAACGUGACCGACUCGACGUUUUCCUACGACAACCGUCCUCAGGUCCCGCUUUACAACAUGCCCUUCUCGCAGUGGUGGUUCCAUGGUCACAUUGACUACCCGCCCAACGAGGGUGAUUUCUUCGAGCUCGAAGCUGGCGGAACUGUUAACACCGUUCUGUCUUGCGAUAAGGGCGCGACCAUCUACUACAACUCCUCUCAAGGUGGAGAUGUCGGCUACGGCAGUGACUCGCCCUGUGUCGGCGCCCCGACCUCGGCCUACCACACCACCGGCAUCGACGACGUGAAGGGUUGUGCGCUUGCUAUCGCGUACAAGUCCGACGUGCACGAUGUCCAGCCCGACGACUUCACCAUUUUCUCCGUCAACCACACCUGCGUUUGGUACCAGAACACCGCCUUCGACGUGCCCAGCCUCCCGGCGUGCCCGGAGGGCGGCUGCCACUGCGCCUGGUUCUGGAUCCAUUCUAUUGAUAGCGGUGCCGAACAAAUAUACAUGAACGCCUUCAAGUGUAAAGUUACCGGUGAUGUCGGUACUCAGCCCCUGGGCAAGCCUGCCUUGCCACGCAGGUGCGGCCCCGACCCCGACAACGGUCUGCCCGACGCCAGGCCUGAAAACUGCACUCUCAACGCCAAGCUUCCCAUGUACUGGUACCAGCAGGAUGGCAACAACAUGUUUGAGGACACCUACCAUGCGCCUUACUACAACGACCUCUACGGCUUCCACGACGGCGCGCAGAACGAUAUCUUUGCGGACGGUGUCAUCGCUUCCCUCGCCGGCUCUGCGAACACUUACACAGCGGCGUCCUCCACCCACACGACGGCCCAGGCGACCACUACCGCACAGGCGCCUCCCGCUACCACCGAGGCUCCGGCGAGCCCGACGACGACGCAGGCAGACCCCACCACCGCGGCCCCUCCGACGUCUGAGCAAGCCGAGCCGACGACGGUUCUUCCUUCCACCACUAUCCCAUCGGAAGCCCCAACUUCCAUCGUCGUCGCUCCUGUGGUGACCAGCGAGGCUACCACUUCCACCGAGCCCACCGCCUCCGCUUCCCGCAGGUGCAAACCCCGCACGACCGAGUCCGCGCAAGCCAAGAAGCGCAACCACUCGCGUCACCUCGCCGGCCGCCACGCGCACUAAGCCGCCCGCGCCCCGCCCGCCCGUACAUGAUACCCCUUGGUCUCCCGGGGUCCGGCAGGCUCGACGCGCUGCCGCCCCGCCCUUCUCCACUCCCCUCUACAAUCUCCGUUUUCUCUCUGCCCAUGCUAGCCUGACGCGCCGCUCCAUGGGGACGACGCCGCGCGUUGUCGGCGGCGCCCCAUUGUCUCGAGAUCCCCUCCGUUCGGUCGUCUGUUUGUGUAAGGUCUGCAGCCCACGGCGCACGAGAGUACCUAUUACUACUACUACUACCAGCUUUGCACUACUCGUUCUUGUCGAUGCUAUCUGUCCGCGCGCGUAUGCGUGACUCC
Trametes versicolor FP-101664 SS1 is the source of this 1632-nucleotide messenger RNA. RefSeq lists its product as uncharacterized. The transcript has 10 exons. The record is from RefSeq and is a predicted model, not a curated record. The coding region runs from base 65 to 1303 and encodes 412 amino acids. NCBI's taxonomy places the organism in Eukaryota, Fungi, Basidiomycota, Agaricomycetes, Polyporales, Polyporaceae.